AUGGAGGAGUUCAAGUCCAAGUUCCAGGCGGCCCUGGAGGAGCUGAAUUUCAAGCAGCGCUGCAACCAGCUGGCCAAGCUUGGGAAGGAGAUGAAGGCGGCUCAGCCCGCCAAGGUCCAGGAGAUUCUGGAUAGCCUGCUGCCAGAAGUUGACCAAGCCAGUGCCGGCGUGAAGGAGGCCUUUACAGAGAGGGCCCGCCUGAUCGUGGCGAAAGCGGCGGGGUGCACAGGCUACGCCAAGAAGCUGCUGGACUCCCCUUCAAAGACCGUGGGCUUCUCUGCGGCGACGGGCGGACUUCUCAAGCCCGAGGAUGCGCGGGCGGCCUUUCUCUCCAGCGACACCAGCCGCAAGAUGAAGAAGUUCCUCUUGCAGUGCGACUCCUUGGAGUCCGACAAAGAGGUCUUGGAGCACGCCUUUGAGCUCUUUGGAGAGAAGGACAAGGAGCAGUUCUGGCCGCUCCUCGCACGCUCCAAGUCAGAGGAGCUUCUGGAAGAGUACCUCGAGGAGGACAAGCCGAUGAGAGAUUGGCUCAGCGCCAAGCACAGCGACAAGGUGCCCGGCCUGCCGCAGCUGGCGCGCAGGUUCCCCGCCUUCAUGGUGAAGCUGGUCACCAACGGCGCGUUGAGGUGGCGCUGGUACUGGGUCACAGAGAUCCUCGAGCAGGACCCCAUGCCGGUUCUUCGGGCCACGCUGGUGGAGAUGCACACCCAGGGCUCUGGGCCAAAGGCGGGCUACUGCCCCAGCAAGAAGAACCAGGAUUUCUUCUCCACCUUGGCGCACUGGGGUUGGCGCCGGAAGCCCGAGAUGAUGCUGCAGCUGGUGGAGGAGAUGACCCACAAGGGCACGACGGGAAGCGGAGGGCAGUAUGUCAGCAAGGGCCGAGGCAAAGGCAUGGUGCUGAUGAAGGGCGCUGGAAGGGGCCGAGGCCGAGGCGCAGGCGGAGGCGACAAGGACGCGCUGCCGGGGGUGGACCAGGUCAUCCGCCUGGGGGGCGAGAUCAUGUCGACGCACUCCACGCGUCAUGCCCUCACGGUGAACAAGAAGAUCGCGCUGUUGAUGAAGAUUUGGGCGGUGCUGCCGCAGGGCCACAAGAAGGCCAGCGUGGCUCAGCGGUUUGCAGAUCUGCUGCCGAGCUUCGCAUCGGAUGACCAUCGCCAGAACGAGAUCACGAAUCUGAUCAACGCAUUUUGGACGAUCCUGUCUGACGUAGGCCGCUCCGACCGGCAGGAGCUGCUGGUGGGUCCAUUGGUGGCCACGGGUGGGCCAAACUCCGAGAAGAAGCCGACGGGCUGCACGGAGUUCCUGAAGCUCUUCACCAGGCGCUUGCCCCCGCCCCUGGCAGUGGAACAGUUCUUCAAGGUGCUCGGGGAGUUUGAGGCUGGAACUCCUGCGUACAAGUUCAUCCAAAGCGACAUCUGCAAGUCGAGCAACGGCCGCCAUGACGAGCUCAUGAAGAGCGUCUUCAAGAAGUAUCUGCUGAAGGAGGACGAGGGGCCAGUGAAAGCGGCGGAGAUGUUCAAGGUGCUGCUGGCAGAUGCGCGGUCCAGGGAUGUGAUCCAGACCUCCUUCGACACCCUCACUGAGCACUUGGAAGGAUAUUCGGAGAUCGGGCUGCUGCAGACGGUGGUUCAGAAAAUGGGCAGCCUCGAGAAGCAGAGCAGGCAGAAGGGGACCCGGGAGAUCACGCCCGAGGCCUCGUUGCCGGUGCCCAUCGAUUGGCUGCAGUUCCUGAAGCUGCAGGAAGAAGCGGUGCCCCACGUCCAGUUCCUGCUGAUGGUGCUGCACACGGGCAUCGGGGAGUCGGAGCUGCUGGGGUCCAUGAUCACCAAGUUCGGGAAGAUCUUCUUCUGGGAUUGCCUUGGACACGUCCUGUCUGCAGCUCAAGGCAAGCUGGUGGAGCAGGCGAUCCCAGCGCCAGUUCUGGGCGUGCUGCAGGGCUUGAACGUGAAAGUCAUGGAGGAAGCGGACAAGAAGGCGAAGGCGGUCACCGGCGUGGCCGCCAGCGGCAAGAAGCGCGGAAAGGGCUCCUUCGGCGUGGGCUCCGCGAUCUUCGGCCUGGAUGGCACCAAAUGGGGAUCAGUUGUGGCGGAUGAAGGUCGGGCGUGGAAGUUGGACAGUGGUCGCAUUGCCAAGAAGGAGACGGAGGGCGACAAGUGGACCUGGGCAGGUGGAGUUAGCACCAAAGGCGACGAGGGUGCCUGCAAGUACUUCCAAACUGUGGCCGACAUGAAGAAGAAGGCCAACGUGAAGGACCCUAGUGCGCGGCUGUCAGGCUACUCGGAUCUUAUGACCCUCGCGCAAAAGGAGAAGGACGCGGGCAAAGCCUUUGAAGACUUGUUGCCGUUCCUGCUGUCCCGCUUCAAUGCCGAGCAAGAACAAGGCCGCUCACACAUCCUCUCUGAGCUCUUUGUGGGCAAGAAGCUGCCAGAUGACCUGUGGGAGGACAAGCUGGAGCAGCUCCGCAACUUCUGGAAGGUCAGCAGCAAAGCGCGGGAGAGCUCCAGCUACCAAUGCACCUGGAACAAGUGCGGCCGCCAGCUGGUGGAGAAUGCUUUGAAGAACUGGGGGAAGCCCAUCAAAGACGGCGAGGAGGCGCCGCCCUACCCCACCGAAGCGUGCCUCUUCGGCCUGGAGGUGGUCUCGGAAAUCGACCUCCCCGAGCUCCUGGUGAAGAACCAUUCCAAGAUCGAGACCCUCAAGGACCUGGAGAACGCCACGCGGUGGGUGCUCGAGACGGCGGUGCCGCUGAGUGGGGAGCAGUCGGCACCCCUGGAGGAUUUCUGGAAGGCACUGAAGACCAUGAGCACCAUCAAGUUCUGCGGGGAGGAUCCGGAUGCAAUCACGUCCUGGCGAACGGAGAAGUCCGUCAAGGCGCACAAGGAGAAGUCCAGCACGUCCCCGGAGGUGUCCGUCAUGGAGCCAGGCUCAGUGGUACGGGGCGUGCAACGCGGCAACUGGCUGGAGCUGAUCAACGGUCAGGGCUUCAUGCUCAUCACGUCGGAGAAGACCGGCCUUCCCAUCAUGAAGCAGGAUUCCGGGAACACCGGGGAGAAGGGCCUGUGGGAGACGUAUCCCUUCGUCAGCGAAUGGUGGCGCAAGUUGCUGGCUGGAGGGGUCAAGCAGAAGGCCAUCGACUUCGUCUUCGUGGGAGUGCUGAACCUCCUGGCUGAUCGUCAGCAGCACUUUGUGGCCGGAGACAAGAAGUUGUCCAAGAGAUGGUGGGCGCCUGUGGAGUGCGAAGAGUACAAGGAUGCAGUGACUAACAUCCUCCAGCACAUUGAGUCCGGCGUAAUCCCCUCGAAGGAGGGCUCGGCCAUGAUCACGAGGCGAAUCACGGCUCUGAAGAACAUCAACAUCAUGACUGACCUGAAGUGGAAAGUGCUCGCCACGAAGCGCCGGGAAAGAGUGGAGGACCGGACCCAGAUCCAAAGCUCCGUGGGCCAGGCCCUGUCCCAGCUGCCUUUCCGGCACCUGCCUGCCACCAAGUGGGUGGAGGGAGAAUCCUGGGACAUCCAGAAGCACCACAAGUACACCCCGCUGCCUUGGCAGACGGGCCGGUGCAAGGACUCCAUCGCGGCACAGGAGCUCGACACCAUCAACAAGCUGCUCCAGCGCCCCAAUAGGCGCCAGGUGCUGUGGCAGAUCUCGGAGAUCGCCGCGAUGCUCUCCGGGCCCAAGAUCACCCAGCUCGUCGAGGCCAGCAUCGCCACGUUGAACGCGCGCUUCGAAGGCAUGGCCCGCACGGUGGGGCGGCACUACCCUUACCUGAACUCCGCCCUCACGAAGAACGAGACGUUGAAGGGGAGCUGCGACGUCCUCACGCCGCUGAUGGAGCUCUUGUUGUUGGAUGACCCCACGCGCGAUGCUUGCGUUGCCAAGCUCAUGGAACGCAAGGAUGCCGAGUACUUGCUGCUGUUCGGAUGCAGCUUUGGUCGCCACCUGAGUACAGUGCGCCAGGAGUGGCUCCACAAGUGCCUUUGCAAGCUGAAAGCCAACGGCGAAGAGACGGAGUUCUUCCACUACCGCAACCGCGGGCCGAUGCUGAGCCAGAUUGCUCGCUACGGCAAGGGUGACCCCGGCUGGCGCAAGGCGCUCGACAACGCAAAGGGCGCGGUGCAGAUGUACCUGUGGCACCCGAAGACGCAGACCGAAUUCCUGAAGAAGGCGCUGUGGUCCACCGAGCAGUCGGAACUGACCCUCAUCCCACGCGUGGAGUUCGCGGAUGGCGUCUCCCGAGUCAGCGAGCUUCUGAGCAUCUACCCCAAGGAUCAGACCACCAAGGACAGCUCCGACGUCUGGGGCUGGGAGGUCAUCCAGGCGGCGGGCGCCUACAGCGACAUCAACCAAGAGGUGGAGCGGCGCUUCGCCGAGCUGCCAGAGCCGAGCUUCUGCGACAAGGUGGAUGACCCUGAGGUGGAGACCCUGCUGAGCGCCUUGGGCCGCUCCGACAACGCCAUGGGCGCCAUGAAGGUGCUGGGCCCUCACGCGGGCAAGGUGAAGCAGGCCAAGGAAGCGGUGACAAAGAUGAUCUCGCAGCUCAGCCCACCUCAGGCACGAGUGCUGAUUCGGCAAGUGAUGCUGCCCAAGAAAGCGGGCGUGGGCCUUCAAGUGGCAGGAUUGAAGAAGAUCGUGGACCUGCGAAUUCCAGAUCCGUUGGAGCUCUACACCUAUGUGUGGCGCAAGGGGGAAUGCCAGCGAGAUGUGGCAGGCAACAUCUUGUCCAAGGUCGCGACCUCCGGAGAGUUCCCGCCCGAGGAUGUGCGCAUCUACUUUGAGUACUUCGACCGCACUGACAACCAAGAUGACCAAGCCUACGUGGCUCAGAUCCUGCUGGACCAGCUGAUCGAACAGCACGACUGGGUGCUGCCCUACUUGCCCAAGGUGGUCUCCAAGCUGGCGAUGGUGCCUGGAGCGACUCAGAAGUCCGUGCAAGCGCUGAAGCAGUGCACCUCCAACGUUGCUGAUGUCGUGCAAGCCUUGACGAGCAUCUUGCAAUGCUGUCGCCUCGCAGCCCGCACCGACCCCAAGCUCAACAAGGAAGGCACCGACGGCAGGGUUUUGGCGGACCUCAUCUCGCUGGUAUCCUUCAGUAACUUCACGGACGUGGUGAGCUGUGUGGGGCGCAUGUCGCUGGAGGAGUGCGAUGGUCAGGUGCUGAAAACCUUCCUGCAGGAGGUCUUGCGAAGAUGGAGUGAUGCGCUGACAGCAAAAGAUUCCAACGCGAGGAGCUGCUUGAGCUGUGCAUUGGCAGUCUGGGUGAAGCUGCUUCGUCCCUCCGAGCAGGAUGUUUGGGCGAAGGAAAUCGCUGCCAUGGAGCAGCGCCUGCUGAAGGAUGGGGUGGCGGAGAGCUUGGGCCAGAUGGCGCAGGCAUUGGCAGGCUACGCGCCAGACAUGGGCCUGUCACCAGACGACGCAUGA
Messenger RNA from Effrenium voratum, 5418 nucleotides. The record is from the annotation of a GenBank genome assembly. NCBI's taxonomy places the organism in Eukaryota, Dinophyceae, Suessiales, Symbiodiniaceae.